AUGGUUCAAGAGAAAAGCGAGUACGAUCCUUGCAAGACAUCCAAAGAUAUAUGUCUGAACAAAGGAAAAUGCACGAAUCGAGAUGGCGACACAGCAGCAAAACAAACAUUUAUGGAUCCGAUAGAAUUGCGUGCCUUCAAAGAGAGAACCCUUCACAUCUCAGGCGAGCUGGACCAAAAACAAGUGUCGCUGAUCACCAUUCAGUAUCAGUGUAUCUGUCCGGAUGGUUUUAUCGGCGAAUUCUGUCACAUUACUGAAGAAGAGCGAAGUUGUGAAGAGGACUACUGCAGUAGUCAUGGGCAAGGCCAUUACGCCCUGGAGUGGUUGCGAUUGCAAAAUGCGAUCCCACGAUGGUGUGACAUUCGGUCUCCGUGCGCAGGCUACAGUUGUAUGAACGCAUCAAAUUGUACGCUGAAAUACCAUGAAAAAGAAAACGCAGUCGAAGCUGUAUGCGAGUGUCCUAAAGCAAUCGAACUUGUCCAAGCGAAGGUCACAGGGGAUCACUGUGAAAGAAUAGAGACCAAUGAGGUGAAUUCGCCCUAUGUGCCAUGUACAAAACCAGGCAGCUUCAGCUCAUGGUAUAACGCAAUGCAAAGAAGGUGCGUUUAUCCUUUCUCCUCGAACUUAUUGUAUGAAACAAAACGUUUUGAAAGAAGCAUAGGGUGA
Cooperia oncophora is the source of this 666-nucleotide messenger RNA. NCBI's taxonomy places the organism in Eukaryota, Metazoa, Nematoda, Chromadorea, Rhabditida, Trichostrongylidae. The record is from the annotation of a GenBank genome assembly.